AUGUUACGUGAAAAUGAUUGUUAUUUUGGAGACAGCACGAGGCAAUGUUUGCGUCGCAUUGCGUGGCCCUUGCACCAUUUACUGCAGACAACAAUUUUAGAAACUAUUGUCUGGUUCGGGGAUGGUGGUGCCCAGAGUGUUGGGCUCGCUAGUCGGCGGAGGGAUGAGUCCAACCCAGCAUCUGGAGCAGCAGCAGGCGCUGGUGAAGCAAUUUGCAGAAAUUUUGGAGUUUGUCUUAAAGUUCGACGAGCAUAA
Messenger RNA from Pieris macdunnoughi, 255 nucleotides. Lineage: Eukaryota; Metazoa; Arthropoda; Insecta; Lepidoptera; Pieridae. The record is from the annotation of a GenBank genome assembly.